AGUGAGAAGAGAGAGAAUAGUAGUUGUAUAGGUGAUGAUAUCGAUAAGGAAUUACUAGUUGUUAUCAUCCCACAAAAUUGGUCGGUGCAACUAGUAAUCUGAAACGAGGUUACUACGUUAAACGAGUGUCGUGUUCGCAGUUCAACACAUUCGACUCGAUACAAAAAAUAUCUCUUCCAUUAUCCAACUAUCUUACAUUCACAAGUAACAUCUACAACACCGCUUGCUUUUCUUCUCUUCGAUUCGAUUCCAAGCAAGGAACGAACCAAGUCAAUGGCGUUCACAGUUUCACUUACAACUCACAUCCACGGAACCACUCAAUGCAAAAACCUUCCCCCUUUAUCAUCACAUCUCUGUAAACUAAGUUCCAGUGCAAAUGUAGUUAAUAUGAGGCGAUUAUCCCGGCCUGGACUACAAAAAGUUGGAUCUGAUAAUAGAUGUUUCCGAGUCCAUGCUCUUUUCGGAGGAAAAAAAGAUAAUAAUGAUGCACCUUCUAAGGCAGGAAUGCUUGGGAACAUGCAAAACCUGUUUGAGACUGUGAAGAAGGCACAGGCGGUUGUCCAAGUUGAAUCAGUUCGAAUACAGAAAGAACUUGCUGCAGCAGAGUUUGAUGGUUACUGUGAGGGUGAGUUAAUAAAGGUGACACUAUCGGGGAAUCAGCAACCCGUGCGAACGCAAAUUACUGAGGCUGCUAUGGAAUUGGGACCAGAAAAACUAUCACUUUUAGUGACAGAAGCUUACAAGGAUGCACACCAGAAGAGUGUCCAGGCCAUGAAGGAAAGGAUGAGUGAUCUUGCUCAGAGCUUAGGAAUGCCACCAGGACUCGGUGAAGGGUUGAAGUGAUGACAGUGUAAAGAAUGGAACAUCAUUUUUGCAUCAGAACCAUUUCAUAAAUGCUUAUUUUCUUUCUUUACUUUGAUAAUGAAUUAGUAAUCUUGUUUAUUCAGUUAUGUAUGGAUCACUUGAAAUGGUGUUAGGCCUUCUAUUCCCCCCACCCCUUUCCUUUUUUCUUCCUGUCUUAUUUCUUCUAUACGUCUUGCUCUUAUGGUCUUAGACAAUUCAAGUUUUAAUAUA
Messenger RNA from Cicer arietinum (chickpea), 1074 nucleotides. The record is from RefSeq and is a predicted model, not a curated record. Lineage: Eukaryota; Viridiplantae; Streptophyta; Magnoliopsida; Fabales; Fabaceae.